AUGUCUAAUAUAUAAUACCGGAAGAAGAAAAUGGAAGCAUGUUUUCGUUUGAUUCAAUGUCAUGUAUGUUGAGAGUUGUGUAAUGCAGUUAACUUACGUAAAAUAGAAUAUGGGUGGAUCUGUCAGGAAGUUUAUUAGGCCUAAAGCUUACUAUGAUAUCGAAAGAAGAGCACUGAAACAAAUCGAAAAGGAAAAACCAGCACCUGCUCCCAAACACAGCACUAUAACGGAUCUGGACGAUGCUUAUGCAAAUCCUGAUCCAUCGCUCACACAAAAGAAUGAACGGCUGCACAGUCGAAUGAAGGACAUGUAUCUGGAGUCAUACGAACCAGCACUGGAGGUCAAAUCAAAAUCGAAACGACCGCUGCCAGAAAAUCGUUUACAUGUCGAGAGUUCAUUUGAUGAACAUGGGUACCAUAUUCCUCAGCGAAUUUCUCAUGGAAAAGUUAACUUUCUACAAAUGAUGGAGCUGUUGCGUAAAUACUCCGAUUCUAAAGGACAAUACAGCCCGGCAGACAUAGCCAAAGACUAUAAAGUGGACCCUGUGAAAAUACGAAACGUUGUGAACUAUUUUCAAGUUUUGCAAAUUCAUUUACCAAAAAUGGAAACAAAGCAAAAUGUCAAAAGUACUACAGGAGAGUUAAAUUCUAAGUCUGAUCGGAUGAGACUUACAGACGCCAAAGACAAGUUUACCUGAGGUUAAAGGAUAAUUAGGACCAUAUUCAAUCUUUGAUCCGCAGUUAUGUGUGAAUUGUGUAUGUGUGAGAGAUUUGUAUAAUUUAUGUAUCGCUUUCAAAUUGAUAUUACAUAAGUGAUAUAGUAAAUAUUUUUGUUUUGAUCGUGAAAUAACAACACAAAGUUUUAAUUGCCCUUCACUUACAUGUGGAAUCAUUAGGAAAAUUGGUUUAUUUUCGUGGAUUGAGAAUAAUCUAUUGGUUAAAAUGAUACAGUGAUAUUGUAAACCUAAUGUUUUUACAAAAUGAUACUGAAGAAAAAUAAUAAAGCAAAAUGUUGUACCA
Messenger RNA from Ostrea edulis (European flat oyster), 1019 nucleotides. RefSeq names its product NADH dehydrogenase [ubiquinone] 1 alpha subcomplex assembly factor 4-like. Bases 110 to 697 code for a protein of 195 amino acids. NCBI's taxonomy places the organism in Eukaryota, Metazoa, Mollusca, Bivalvia, Ostreida, Ostreidae. The record is from RefSeq and is a predicted model, not a curated record. Gene Ontology annotation, biological process: mitochondrial respiratory chain complex I assembly. Gene Ontology annotation, cellular component: mitochondrion. The transcript has 3 exons.